AUUCCGGAUUUAUGCAAAUGAUGUUUAUAAAACUUCUUGUCUUCGUGAACGUAAGUGGUCUGUGGCUUUGAGGAGUCCUUAGUAGGAUUCAUUCAUCUAGACUCAGUCGAAAUGGGAUGGAUAAACGACAGAUGAUCCAUAAAAUGCUCGCUUCUUGCUACAUUGRUAAAGAUAACUUGUUGCUUCAAGGCUCGACGACUCUUGGAUUUAUUGGUCGUGGAAAUAAAGAGUUCUUUGUAAAUGGUGGCAGUCAGGCGAAUCAAACAUUUAGUCCAACUCUCAGCAGUUGGACUCUUAGUAUUGACAUUCGUGAUAUUCAUUGAGUGGGACGAGAUAUCUUAUAGUAGUAGAAUUAAACGACAAGUUAGCGGUUUUAGAGAGCGAUUGGAGUAUACACCGGACUCAGAGCUGUUAGAUCUUGAACGCGAACUUGAUGUUGAUCGGAUUUUGAAGAAAAUUCAUGACGAUGUAACACUUCGGUUAAUGCAAGAAGACGAGGACUGCAACAAAACAAAACAACAACAGACGACUUCUACAAAUAACCGCAACAAGCAUGGUAAUCUCGAAAAUAACUCUAAAACAUCCACCAGCACUCCCAAAGUCGAGUCUGAAAAAACAGCAACAGAUUCCCCUACAAAGAAUGCUAACGAAAAAUCACGUGAUAAAGAACACCACCCUCAAUUGAACCAGAUUAAAUGGCAGCCUUUUCCAUGGAAACCAAAUAUGCGUGGUCAGCUGAAUGUACAUAUUUGGCAGGCGUGGUGUGGGAACACCAUUCAUGAUUUACGCAGAAAUUGGUUCUUUCCCUCGUACCCAGACCUCCAUCUAACAGUCAGCAGGCUCUUCGUUCAGCACUAUGAAGAUGAUUAUGGUCAGCGGAUAUUUGGAUUUAUUCACCCCCCUCUUACAGGGAAAUACGUGUUUGCGUUAUCUUCAGACGACACAUCCGAGCUGUGGCUGAGCAAAGAUGAGCUCCCAGAAAACGUAAGACUCCUAGCCUGGGUAGGCAACAGGACAAGCCUCGACGGAUACCACAAAACCAGCAUUGGACAGUUCACCAAAUACACAAACCAGCAAUCGAAAGAAGUUUUUCUAAAAAAGGGCCGAAGAUACUUCAUUGAGGCACUCCACAAGCAAGGAGCUAGGGAAGACCAUAUACUUGUAGGAUGGAAAAUCCCUGGAUUAUCAGAAUUCCGACACAUUUCGGGAGAUUCUAUUUCAAUGUAUAUUGAUGACAGAUACAUAACUCCUGACGUCACUAAGUAUGCGCAAUUCAUUCCUCAAACUGUUCCUUCCCAUCCACAUGCGCACACUUGGGGCGUCGCUUUGAAUCACGAUUUGCACAAGUUUGCCUCCAACAGCGUACCCAAUGAGUAUCGUUCCCAUCAACUCGUAGAAAUGGAAGAUUUUGAGAAUGUUUUACCUAAUUGUGAGUACCAACCAAGUUAUCUUGUGAAUUUUACCCUCAAGAGGUACGAAGGAGUUAAAUUAAUUCACGAUUCUGCGGUUUAUCCCGAUGACUUGACGAUUUUGACACACAUGAUCCCUUACGACCAAUGCCGAGCAAGACGAUUGACUGAUUCCCAUAGCAACAGGCUUAACGUUUUCGUCCCUGCAUUAACCAAUCAUAGCUUGUUUCACGAAGGAAAGAUAAUUGUUUUCGGGCCCGACGGAAAUGGUUCGGUAGUCACGACGCUUUCCGACUUAGCCGAGGAUUAUCCUAUUGAACACGUGUUAAAAAUGGACGAAUCUAACGCAACUGAUCAAGAGAACGUAUCGUUCGGCUUAGAUAAUCGAGUUGACAAGAAAGAUGACGCAAAUAGAGUGCGGAAUAACCUUGUAAGAAAGCCACAGCCAAGUCAAGUUCAGCCCGCUCAUAAUGAAAACAACGCAGAUAACAAAGAAAGUAAGCAAUUACUGAAUGGGAUUAGAAAUCACCCCGUUCCGCUGCAACACCAGAUAGUUGAACGAACAAAUAUUAAAACUAAAGCAUCGAGGCAUGAAACAAUCCAUGGGAUGAAUAAGAGAACGAGUGAUAUUUUGAAAGAACACUUCGAAGCAGUCAAGAAUUUCUCUCUGUCACGUAAGAAAGAAGCAAAAAAAUCUGCUUUGGAUUCAAAGAAAGUGGUAAAACAAAGUCGGCAUAAACAAUAUAGUGAAUCAAGAUUUACUAAAACAAAGGAAAAACAAUUCCAAGACUCACAAAAGAGAAAUAAGUCAUCUCGAAAUCGCACAUUGGACAAUAAUUCAAGAAAUAUAAAAUCCAAUGUAAAAAAGAAACAAAAAUUAUCGGAGACAAUUAUUCUCUCAAGCAACAAACUGCCCGUUUUGUCUAGAAGUAAACGCGCAAAUCGCGAGAAAGGCAAUCAACCCAAAAACUCUGUAAAUUUGCACGAUAUAGUAAAUUUGCAACGAAUAGAAAGACGUUCUUACGGAGAGGUGAGCACUGUGCAGAAACGGCGUGAAGGGAAUGAUGAAGAAUCUCGAAGAUCUAAGCAAAAUGAUAUGUAUGGAUUGCAAGGGAAGUCGCGAACUAGAAGGAAGCUGUUAUCUUAUCCAGUUGCAACUGAGAAGAAAAAUGAUGACGAUGAUAAUGCGGAUGGUCAAGUGAGCCACGCCCAAAAUACGCAAGAUGCAGUUCCAAGGUUUUAUUUUCGACCAAUAGGAACAGUCCCCGUUAAAAAUAACAGCUUACCCGACUUCAUGUACGAAGACAUACGUCUGACUCGACUAAACAGCGCCAGGGAAUAUGUACGACGAAUGCAGGCUAUCAUCCAAAUCUAUCAACACAAGAUGUCAGCUCGUCAGAUAUCCGACCAGAUAUACCGUAGAUACGGUAUCCGUUUGAGUGUACCGGAGAUGACGCCCUAUUUAAACUACAAUCCCCUGUUGUAUCACCAUAACAUGACAACGUGUGCGUCUGAUGGGAAUCUUCUCCUCAACGAGGAUGUUGCCAAGAGCGCUGUGUUCCGGUACAUGAGAGAGCUGACAAGGAAGACAUCCAACAAAUAUUCUCUUCGGGGAAUACUCAACGUUGAAGAAAACCACGACGUGUUGUAUGGCGACCGAUAUUUGAUGGAACUUGAACUUUUGGACCAAAACAGAAAAAAGUCGGUUCGACUGUCCCAGUACAUAUACCAGAAAAACGGGAAAGAAAACCUGUGCCUACCACACAAUUUCCAGAUCAACCACCAUGCUACAGUACAUGUCAUAGUGCCAGUUAAAAACCAAGGAAGAUGGGUACAGUAUUUUAUCAAUGAUAUGUCCGAGAUUUAUUUAAAGACACGUGAUCCUCAUCUCAACGUGAUAAUCGUGGACUUCAGCAGCGAUGAUAUUGACGUACAAGAGGCAUUAAGACGCAGUCCACUUGUUAGGUACAAAGUGAUUUCAUUGUCAGGUCCAUUCCAAAGGGCAUUUGGCAUCCAGGCAGGAUCUACUGCAGUCAAGAAUCCCAACGACAUCAUCUUUAUGUGUGAUCUUCAUCUUGAGUUACCCAACAACAUGAUUGACAUCAUCAGAAAGCAUUGUAUUGAAGGAAGAAUGGCUUUUGCUCCUGUAGUGACUCGUCUACAUUGUGGAUUCACACCGAGUGUUCCUUACG
Messenger RNA from Actinia tenebrosa (Australian red waratah sea anemone), 3601 nucleotides. Its product is annotated as beta-1,4-N-acetylgalactosaminyltransferase 3. Gene Ontology annotation, cellular component: Golgi cisterna membrane. Lineage: Eukaryota; Metazoa; Cnidaria; Anthozoa; Actiniaria; Actiniidae. Gene Ontology annotation, molecular function: acetylgalactosaminyltransferase activity. The record is from RefSeq and is a predicted model, not a curated record.